Messenger RNA from Phycomyces blakesleeanus NRRL 1555(-), 1785 nucleotides. RefSeq lists its product as hypothetical. Bases 1 to 1785 code for a protein of 594 amino acids. Lineage: Eukaryota; Fungi; Mucoromycota; Mucoromycetes; Mucorales; Phycomycetaceae. The transcript has 7 exons. The record is from RefSeq and is a predicted model, not a curated record.
AUGAUCAGUGAUGAAAAUAUGGAUAUCGUCGACAGAACUGAAAAUGAUGAGCCCAUGUAUGAUGCUGAUAUGGAACAUGAUAAUACCAUAGAGGAAUCAACUGCCAUAGAAGAAAUUGAAGAUGAAACCGCACCUUUGGAGUUUGACUUCAGCCAACCUCUCCCCACUCCCAGUACCAAUGAUGCAAAGAACCUGGAAUUUAUUCAAAUCGUCAAGGAGUUUGGCAUUUCUUGUAAUGCCCAUGAAAAGAUUGUCAGCCACUUCAACGAGAUUCUUGCUAGCUCUACAAGCACAUAUAGAGCAUGCACACCUUACCUCGGUCAAGAGCUUCUGAAGUGUUUCUCCAGAAUAGAGGAGAAGAAAUAUGACGUUUGCUGCAAUGGCUGUAUGUUGUUUGAUGCAAAUGAAACCGAGUGCUUGCAUUGCAGUGAAGAUCACUACAAGAGUGCCCAAGACAAUGCCACUGCCCUACGUACACUGGGGAGCUUCCAUGAUUUCCGUGAGGCAGACAAGUCCAGCCAAAGAGGACUUACAGGGCAAUCACCACUGGCAACAUUGGAUGCAUUCUCCGGGCCAUAUUUCUUCGCCUUGGAUGAAAUGCAUAGUAUCUGCCAUGGUGUAGCAAAACAGGUCUGGGGGCUCGUCACUGGCAAGUAUGGAAAAAAACAUCUGCUUGUUCUCUCUGUUGGAGUCCAGAAAGAGAUAGGUGCAGCAAUGGUAUCGACAAGGAAAACGAUCCCUACAUUGUUUCAUGGUGCUUGGAGAGACAUAUCAAAGAAUGCAGGAUACUUUAAGGCAGUAGACUGGGCAGACUUCCUUCUGUUCGUUGUUCUGACUCUAGUAGCAGAGCGGAUAAGAAAUAUAUCUGCACGGAAGACAUUGCUUGGCCUUGUACAAGUGUGCAAUUUACUCAUGAGCUGGGAGUUAUCAGCAGAGGAACAAGCCUCAAUAAAAAGAGAACUUGUUGAAUGGAACGUGUACCUUGAGACUCUGCUUGCCGAGGACAAGGUCGAUCUUAAGGUUGUCACCAUUAACCAGCACCUCUUACAACACUACCCAGAUAUGAUUGAAGCAUUUGGCCCGCCGAGAUCAGACAGUGCUAGAUUGGUAGAAAGAGCAAUUGGCGAGUACUCUAAUGCCAUUAAGAGUAACUCUGCCAUCAGAACCAACACUGGCAAUAUCAUGCUUGGCUUGGCACAGACCAGACAGGUAGAGCACACAAAGGCAUAUAUAGCAGCAAGACCGCGAGCAGCAAGACUUCUUGCAUAUGAAGAUUCCUCUGCUGGUUGGCCAAUGAUGGGUGAAGACUUUUAUGAAUCAAAGGGGGAAGAGUGUAGCAUGAUUGAAGCAGCUAUACAAACUAGCUGCAAGGCAUUUGUCAAUGGUUGUGUGAUUGACUCUGCGUUCGACCAAAAUUGUGUAAGAGAGGCACAUAACAUCAGAUUACAGAUUCAGGUUGAUGAGAACCGCAACAUUGGGCAGAACUACUCUCCAAUCUAUAAGGAUUUCUUUGGGAAGGUUGUCGUUUUCUUUGAGCACAAGCUCAACAACAAGAGGUGGCCACUUGCUCUUGUCCAGGUAUAUGCUAUCCAUGAAACAAAUGGAAUUCCUGUUGUGACAAAUGUACCUGCGAAGCCAAAGGUUGUUCAUCUGGCUGAUGUAAAAGAGCUGGUUAGCUUGAUGGUAUCUACAGCCACUAAUGGAUGUUAUCAGUUGCAAUCUACAUCUACUAAAAAUACCGAAAAGAAAGUCACAAAUUCGAAAAUCCCAAGUUUUUUCCCAUAG